AUGCCUAAGGAGAGAACUAGGGAGUUAAUCAGGGAUAGUGAUAGUUCUAAUUAUUCUGAGUUUUAUAAAAUUGAAUAUGACCUUGAUGAGGAUGACAGAUUGUAUGAGACAAAUGUGGAUAAAGAUGUUGAAUGGGUUGGUGUAGGUGAUAAGGGCAAGGGUGUGAAGGAUGAUUCAGAUGAAUUAAGUAGUUUUGAUGAUUCAUCUUCAAAGGAUGAUGGUGUCAAUGAAAUGUAUGAGAAGGACACAAUGAGAGUGAUGGAGACUAGUGACCACUCGAGGAAAGAUAAUAGCUCUUUUCCUCAGGCUGAUACUAGAAGCCCAACUAGUCCAACGGAGGAAAUUCAGGAAGCAAAUAAGGAAACUUUGGAUAUCACAGAGGAGGAAAUUCGAGAUACAAGAAAGGAAACUUUGAAGAAGAAAAUGGAGGAUAUUCGGGAGACAAGUACUGAAGCUCUAGAGACUGUAACAAUGGCGAAUCCCAAUGAUCAGCUGAAAAUGCAGAAUUCUGAUUUCUCAUUCCUGGUGGAACGGGAUUAUAGUUGUGCUGAAAAUUUGGAUCUCCCUUAG
Messenger RNA from Ilex paraguariensis (yerba mate), 570 nucleotides. NCBI's taxonomy places the organism in Eukaryota, Viridiplantae, Streptophyta, Magnoliopsida, Aquifoliales, Aquifoliaceae. The record is from the annotation of a GenBank genome assembly.